Molecule: messenger RNA, 16817 nt
Organism: Macrobrachium nipponense
Lineage: Eukaryota; Metazoa; Arthropoda; Malacostraca; Decapoda; Palaemonidae
Product: fat-like cadherin-related tumor suppressor homolog
Exons: 47
Coding region: 401-15085 (4894 amino acids)
Biological process (GO): homophilic cell-cell adhesion
Cellular component (GO): plasma membrane
Molecular function (GO): calcium ion binding
Source: RefSeq, a predicted model, not a curated record
GAACAGCUGGCAAUGGCAGUGUGUCUCCGACGAGAGAAAGGUUCUGUGUUACGUGUGGUUACCGGUGAACUGUUUGUUGCGCUCGGUAACUUUUCUUCACUGUUUAUGGCAAGUGAAUUUAAAGAGAAAGUCGGCAUUUCUUUACUCUUAUGUAUCCGGUUUAUCAAAUCGAAGGAAGUGAUGCGUUAAUCGUUACUAGAGUGUUUAGUGAAUAACGUAAGGUGAACAGUUUUGAAUAGUUUGCCCGGGAGCCUAAGGGGGAAAAAAAUUAGUGUUACAGGUACGCCGGGAUUCUUUCUACUGAUUUGCCGAAGACGACACCAAUCUUUCUGGAAUUAAAGUGUGACAUCUGACUCACGUUGAUAAGAUGAUGUGGCCAAGAUGACAUGGUGAGGGGUACAUGAUGGCGCGGGGAGCGGGCCUGCGGGUGGCCUGGCCCACACAGCCUUGUGCCCUGUAUGCCCAACCUCGCCCUCUCCCAAACUUACUCUUCAGACUCUUUCUGGCAUUGCUACUUCUCAAUGGAGGGGUCUCUGCCACCGCCGAUGAACAUACUGUUCAACCAUUACUGCAGAACUACAGUGUCGCCAUCUAUGAAAAUUCCCUUCCAAGAACCUAUGUGGCGGCAGAGGAACUCAUAGGGAUACCCUUAGAGACUCUGCCGCCCACUAGCCACAUUACAUAUAAUAUCGUCCAAGGAGAUGAAGAUGGCUUCUUUACGGCAGAGAGUGAGGUUGUUGGAGGUGUGGCUGUCUUACAGAUCAGAACUCGAACUGGGCUACGUGAUGUUCUUAACAGAGAAAGGCAGUCACAGUAUGUUUUGUCUGUGGAAGCCAAAGUGAGGAGCAAUGGGCAAGGGAGUGGUAGAACUAAGUAUCGAACUCAGAUAACUGUUGUGGUUUUAGAUACCAAUGACAACAUCCCUUUGUUUUAUCCAACUUCAUAUCAGAUCAGCGUAGGAGAGGAUGCACCUUUACACACUCCAUUGAUUUCUGUAACAGCACAUGAUGCUGAUAUAGGGUACAAUGGCCAGGUAUAUUAUUCAUUAGAAAAUCCUGAAAGCAAUUAUUUUGCUGUACACCCAACAACAGGUAUUGUGAGUGUAACAAGGCCAUUAUCACAAAUGUAUGGCCGAUCACAUCGAGUCGGUAUCUUAGCACAGGACAGAGGUCCCCAGCCACGCAAUUUCAGGCCAGCAGCAGCAGCACGUGCUACAGUGGAGGUACAAGUUCAGAGAGUAAAUUUACAUUCUCCAACCAUUACUGUACAUCACCUUCCUCAUGUAAUUGAGCACUCUCACACACACAUAUAUGCUAUUAUAAAUGUUGAUGAUGCUGAUGAAGGAAACAGUGGUGUAGUUGAUAAAAUAGAUAUCAUUGGAGGUGAUCCAAACAGGUUGUUUAGUAUUACCCAUGGUUCUCAUUCCAAGGAGUACAAUUUGGCUGUUCUUAAGCUGCUAGAUCGGGAAUUAGCUCCAGAAGGAUACAACCUGACUAUUCAAGCUACUGAUUCUGGCACUCCUCCAAGAAAUACCAAGGUUAAUAUACAUGUCAGUAUUGCAGAUGUCAAUGACCAUGCACCAGUAUUUGCUUUGGAACAAUAUGAAGAAUCUGUAAGUGAAGAAGCUCCUCCAAAUACUCCUGUUGUUGUUGUAGCUGCUUCAGAUACUGAUCAAGGUAUCAAUGGAAAAGUGCUGUUUAGAAUAGUAGCAGGGAAUGAGGAUGAAAAUUUCCAUAUUAAUCCACAGACUGGUUUGAUAUCUACUGCUGAGUGGUUAGACCAUGAAAGUACUGCUUAUUACAGUCUUACUGUGGCUGCUGUGGAUCAAGCAAGCAAUGCACGUCGCAAACAAUCAUCAGCUAAAGUAAUUAUCCGGGUGUCAGAUGCCAAUGAUAAUGCCCCACAGUUUAACACCCCCAAUACAGAAGUCACACUUGAUGAAAAUGAACCAUCAGGUACUUAUGUUACUCGUGUUGCAGCUACUGACCAAGAUUCUGGGGAAAAUGGCUUCAUAUCAUAUAGCAUUGCCAAUCUUGAUCAGGUACCUUUCAGUAUUGACCCCUUUGAUGGUACUGUAAGGACUUCUUCUGUUCUGGAUUAUGAGACUCAGCGAAGAGUAUACACCAUUAAAGUGCGAGCUUCAGAUUGGGGAAUACCAUUCAAGAGAGAAACAGAAACUACAGUGAAAGUCAAAGUUCGUGACAUUAAUGACAACCGACCACAAUUUGAGGGUGUAGACUGUAAAGGUUGGGUUUCAGUAGAUGCACCAAUUGGUACAAGCGUUCUUAAACUUUCUGCUCUAGACCUGGACGCAGACAGUGAUGUAAAAUAUAAACUGCAAAGAGACAUCUCUGAGGAAUGUUGGGCUAUGGAUGCUUCUUCAGGUGUCCUUGCCUUGACUUGUGACCUGAGAAAACACAUGAUCACUGGAGCCAUUUCCAGAACUUAUGUUCUGAAUGUAACUGCUACAGAUGGCACUCAUGUUUCUGAUGCAACAAGUGUUACAAUUGCAGUUAUAACAGACAAAGCUGAAGAUCAAGCUAUGGUAAGACAACAUUCACAUGUUGAAUGUCAUAGCACUGGGGUUGGUGCAAAGGCUUCUGAAAUAGUUGCAGCAGCAACUGAAAAUAAUGCAGCUGAAGAGCAUUAUGCUCUUUUACCCUUACGCUAUGGUUACAAUGCCCAUGCUCCUGAGCUUCCAGAAACAUUUCCAAGUGUUGUUGAAAUUCCUGAGGAUGCAGUCAUUGGUGCAGAGAUCAUAAAAGUUGAAGCUACUGACCAUGAUCGAGGCCACAAUGGCAGAGUGGUGUAUGCUGUAUCCGGAGGUGACACAGAUUCUGUGUUCAGAAUCGGAGUCGAUUCAGGUGUUUUGUCUGUUUGGGCUGAACUAGAUCAUGAACGCACCCCAGAGUAUUUAUUGAAUAUUACUGUAUAUGACUUAGGUGUGCCUCAUAGAAGCAUUUCACGAAAUUUAACUAUCCGAGUCACUGAUGUAAAUGAUAAUGCUCCAGAAUUUAGUAGUGUCAGCUACAGCUUGCAUUUGCCAGAAAACACCCGGAAUGGUACAAGUGUAGCACAGCUUAGUGCGCAAGAUGCUGAUGAUGGCAUUAAUGCCAAAAUUAAUUAUAAGUUAGUCACUGAUGUGGAGGAAUUUACAGUUGAUCAGGAGACUGGUAUUUUGUAUGUUUCUGGGCCCUUAAAUCGAGAAAGACGGAGUGAAUAUGAUUUAAGGGUUAGAGCUUGGGACAGUUCUAUUGAAGACCCUCGUUCUGCUCUUGCUCGAGUUUUAGUUACGGUUCUGGAUAUGAAUGAUUGCUCCCCUGAAUUUGGUGCUGCUAGUAGGUUGUCAGUCGAUGUGCCUGAAGACCUUCCCCUAGGUGCUGUGGUUGCCACACUUCGCGCCACUGACCGCGAUCUAGGCCUUGGUGGACAGAUCUCAUACUCUCUUUUAGAUAGCCACAGCAAUGUCUUCCGUAUUGAUGAAGAAACAGGAGUCGUUAGAAUAGCUUCUGCUUUAGACUACGAAACUCAGCCAUCAUAUAAUUUAACCAUAAGAGCCCAAGAUAAAGGUUCGCCCCCUCUUGAGAGCCUGGCUUCCCUUUUUGUUCAAAUUCAUGAUGUGGAUGAAAAUUUAGGACCGCCUGCCUUUCCCCAAAGGAUAUUGCGGGGAUGGGUUCAUGAAAAUCUUGCUCCUGGUGCUCUUGUGACAACACUGAGUGCUCGAGAUCCCGAUGGAGGACCAUUACACUAUACUAUCAUCUCUGGAGAUGGCGUAGGAUUCUUCACUGUUGACAAGGAAGGCGCUAUUCGCACCACAGUCGUGCUUGAUCGCGAGACGGCUCGUGGUUAUUGGCUGUCAGUUGUGGUGGCCGAUAAUGGUGCUGUGCCUCUCACCGACAUCUGUCACGUCUACGUGGAGGUACAAGACGUAAACGACCACAUUCCUCAGACGGACGAGCCAUCUUACAAUGCGUACGUGGCCGAGGAUGGGCCUCCGGGGACGUCUGUCAUUUCCCUCACGGCCUCCGACGGUGACCUCACGCCUUCCAAUCUCACCUUUGCCAUCACGGGGGGCAACGAGGACGCUCACUUUCAAAUUAGUUCGCAGACAGGUGUGCUGAGUACUGCCUGGACAUUGGACCGCGAGACCCGUCCAGAAUACGAGCUGUGGGUGACGGUAAGUGACGGACAGCUCUCUUCUGUCACUCCUGUCUUCAUCACUGUCACCGACGUCAACGACAACGCCCCCGAGUUUCUGGAGAGCCUCUACCGCGUCUCCGUCCCUUCCAGGAUCAAAUCUAAGAAGAGGACGUCCCUCUUCAGGGACGAUGAUGAUAUGGAGGAGGAGGAUGGUGAUCUUGAUGAAGACGAUGGUGGUGAGUCGUUAUGGGCGUGGGGGGAAUGGGUGUCCUUCACCCCCUCAGAGAUCACCCCCCACGAUGACCUCGUCUUCAGGGUGUUCGCGAGAGAUGCUGAUACUGGCAUGAACGCUGACCUCGACUACAGCAUCAAGACAGGUCGGGGCAAAGGUCGCUUCAAGAUCCAUCCCAAGACAGGUCAAGUCUAUACCAAGAAGGCUUUCACACCGGGUCAAACCUUUGACUUAAUGGUUCAGGCCAAAGACAACGGGCAGCCCCAGCUGACAGCCACCGCCCGAGUCCUGGUGAGAGUGGCACCUGUUCCCGAGACGUCAGCCCAUCCGCCAGAACUCUCUCCGCCCGCUCCAGCACACGUCAUGGAGACCGAUCCCCCGGGCCAUCUUGUGGCCUUCGUGAACGCCUACGAUAGGGAGAACGAUACCCUUUGGUACUAUAUCGUAGAUGGCGACGAUAGUGGCCGAUUCAACAUGGGAGUGGACAGCGGAUUGGUCAGCCUUGCCCGGAGCCUCGAUCACGAAGACCAGUACCAUUACACUUUGACCAUUGCAGCUACUGACGGCGUUUACACGACAACCACUAAGCUCAUGGUGGAAGUGAUGGACGCCAACGACCACCGUCCCGUCUUCAGCGACCGAGUGUACGAGGGCAGCGUGAGCGAAAGCACAAAGCCUGGGGCCACGGUGCUGGCCCUCCAUUGCAGAGACAAGGACCACUCUCCGUCUACCCCAUCGUCCUCAGUCUACUUUUCCCUCCACCAUUCCGAUUCGCUGGCGUCCCAGGGGCUGUUCACCAUCGAUUCCUCUACUGGGGAUAUCAUCGUGGCCAUGCCCCUCGAUAGGGAGGUGUGCAGCUCUCAUGUGCUGACAGUCAGCUGUCGUGACAGAGGACGUCGAGAAAACGCUGACUUCGCCCGGGUGCUACUGACAGUCACUGACGAUAAUGACCACCAUCCGGUCUUCUUUGAAAAUACGAUUAAUGCCAAGAUGAGUGCGGGGUCAGCUGCAGGCACCGCCGUGACACGGGUGUUGGCCGUAGACCACGAUAAGGGGGACAAUGGGAGACUGUCCUACUCCAUUGUUGAGGGCAAUGCCGGUGGUCUCUUCGCCAUGGAGCCGUCUCUUGGGGUCAUUCGAUUAGCGCGGGAGUUGGUCGAUUCUGACCCCAGGGAAUACCUGUUGUUGGUACGAGCCAUGGACCACGGCAGGCAGGCCAGAGCCGCCUCUGUUCCAGUGCGGGUCAUCGUAGCAUCAUCGCCAGAGGCGCCGCCCUCCUGGAAGGAAGGGGAGGCUCCUAAAGUGGUGGAAAUGAACGAGUGGACUUCGGUGGGGUCGGCGAUAGCUCGUCUGGCAGCGACUUCGCCGUCCUCUCUGCAGUAUUCGAUCACCGGAGGGAACGACGAAGGGGUUUUCGUCGUGAGUCCCUCCUCUGGGGUCGUCAGCCUGGCAACGACUCUCGAUUUCGAAACGACGGCCUGGUAUAACCUCACCUUGACGGCUACGAAUUUGGCGGGCGUGCAGCGUGACACUUGGCUCGGAGUGACCGUCUUAGACGAAAAUGACUGGUGGCCCGAAUGGAACGACCUCGUCUACCAAGGAACAGUGGAGCAGAACGCCGCUGUCGACACGCCGGUGCUGACGGUGCAUUCCUCCCAGGCCAAAGGGCACCCGGCGCCCCUCACUGUCUCUGCUACCGAUCGCGAUAAUGGUCUCAACGGCAGAGUCACUUACAGCAUCGUUGAGAAAAACGUCGCUCAGUUUUUCUCCAUUGAUGAACAUACAGGGGCCGUUAGGGUUUCGGGCAAUUUAGAAGAUGUUGCCGGAAUGACAGUUCCCUUCAGCGUCUGGGCUAUCGAUGGAGGAGACCCCAAGCGGGAAUGCGUUGCGCCCGCCUCCGUUGUCGUCACCGUCAGGAGUGUAGUCGCUCCGCCCGUGGCGUUUUCCCAGCCUUACUACUCCACUGAACUCUAUCUCCCCACUUACGUGGGAGUUCGCGUCCUUUGUAUCAACCGUCCUGAGGGGGAGGAGGAGUCCGACAGAGACCGUUACAAGGACGCCGAAAAGCCCCCAAUGAAAUACUCCAUCGUCGACGGGGAUGAGACCAAGCGUUUCGCCUUCGACGAUUCAAGCAGGUGCUUGUAUGUCAGGGACCAAUUGAACCUAAGGAGCCAUUACAACCUCACCCUUAAAGCAACAGAUGGUGCCUUGACGUCCACAGCCACGGCUGAAAUCACAGUAUUGGAGGCGCCUCCAUCCACCCUCGUCUUCACACAGGACAAGUAUUUCGCCAACGUCUUUGAGAACUCCACUAAGGAAGUGAACUUGGUUGCCGUCGGGGUCAAAGGCCAGAAUCUCAAUCACCACAUCGAGUAUUCGAUCCUCAACCCGAUUGAUACUUUCGAAAUCAGACCGACGGCGGGAAUCGUCAAAACCACUGGAAAGCCCUUUGAUCGCGAAGAAAAGGACCACUAUACCCUAGUUAUUCAGGCGAAGGAUGCAGAAGAGCCGACCAACCUUGCACAUGUCCUGGUUCACGUGGUGGUAAUGGAUGUGAAUGAUAAUGAGCCCAUCUUUGUCAAUCAGCCUUACAUCGCGCUCGUCUCCACGUCUGCCGAAAGAGGACACGUCGUCACGAAGGUGCGAGCUGUAGACGCCGACGCAGAGGAUUUCGGCUCAGUCCGCUAUGAAUUGGUAAGAGGGAGUGGCGAGCUCUUCGCUGUAAACAAGAAGUCGGGAGAGAUUUCUCUGAAGCAGUCGCUGAUGGUGGCCGAUAAGACCUACAGCCUCACUGUCGCCGCGUACGAUGGGGGCAAGCAGCCCCUCAGCUCUCAGGCGCAUGUGAUGAUCAGGGUGGUGUCGGCAGAGGGGCCCAUCUUCUCCUCGGCGAGGUAUGCCGUCUCUAUCAAUGAGGACGCCCCCAAGGGAACGCCCGUCGUGAGAGUGGAGGCUGAGAGUCCUUCAGCGGAUCCCAUCAUGUACACGAUCGUCGCUGGAAACGCUGAGGAACUCUUUGCCCUUGACUAUGCCACUGGUUUGAAUGGCGUGGAAUCGAAGUGUGUGAUUCAAACGGCCGCACCUUUGGACUACGAAACUUCCCGCAGUCACAACCUGACGGUGAGGGCCCGUGACCCCAGCACUGGUGGGCACACGGACACCCAGGUGACGAUCACUGUUGCAGACGUGAACGACAACGCCCCUGAGUUCGUGGAGAGGGUCUUCAAAGCACAAGUGUCCGAGGUCGUUUCCAAGGGCUACUCGGUCAUCAAGGUUGAAGCCCACGACGUCGAUACUGGGGAGGGAGGCCACGUCCGCUACAGAUGCGAGACAGGUUGUGACAUGUUUGCUGUGGGAGCUCAAGAUGGCGUCGUGUCUGUGGCGGGCGUCUUGGACGCUGAAACCCACCCUCAGUAUACCAUGAGCGUCGUGGCUUUGGACGGAGGCAUCCCUCAGCGCUCCUCGACGGCCACUGUCGUCGUGGAAACCUUGGACUUCAACGAUAACCCGCCCUCGUGGCGCCAAGACAGUUACUCCUGCAGGGUAUCCUCUGAAGCAGCCCCAGGGCAUGUGAUCUCCUCCUUAUCGGCGCACGACCCUGACUCCGGUCAGGAAGUUCCCCUGAGGUACAGCAUUCACUCUGGCGACAGGUCUGCCAUCUUCAAGAUUGACUCGUACACAGGUGUAUUGACGGUAACGGCUCCCCACAAGCUAGAGAACGUGACUUCCCUGAAUCUGAACGUGUCAGUGAGCGACGGCGUUCACAUGGUGUUCACAGCCGUUCACAUCGAAGUUGUUCCCUCCAAUCGUCACACCCCGAGAUUCAGCCGUCCAAUGUACGAGGGAAGCAUAGAGGAGAAUGCUGCGGGCGGGCGUCUCAUUCUCACUCUGGAAGCAGAGGAUCCGGAUUCCAGGGAGUAUGGCACUUUACACUACAGCAUCUUGGACCAGACCUCCGAAGGAGCUUUCACUAUUGAUAAAGAUGGUAAUAUUUUCUCAGAAGCACCCCUUGACCGCGAGUCCCUGGGCAUGCAUACUAUCCGUGUGUCCGUCACGGACGAAGGAGGGAAGGCCUCCUUCACGGACGUCCGUGUCUCCGUCCGUGACAAAAACGACAACGAUCCAAAAUUUACCCUUCCUGCUUACCAAGCCAACAUCAAUACCGAUGUCGUCGUUGGGACCACUAUUCUAAAGGUUGAGGCAGUUGAUCCUGACGAAGGCGUUAAUAGUGACAUACAGUACCAGAUGUAUGAAGCGAACAGUUCCGAGGCCCUCUCCCUCUUUAAGGUCGACCAAACAACAGGAGAAGUGAUCCUGUCCGCCAACGUUCGAGGGAGAGAAAACGAGGUGUAUCAGUUUUUCAUCCGAGGGGAGGACGGAGGUUCCCCUCGUCACCAUACGGACGUUCCUGUGACAAUCUUCUUGCUCCCCUCUGACGAUCACCCGCCUCAGUGUGCGCGCAAGUACACCCAGUUCUUCGUGCGGGAAGAUGCAGCCAUAGGCACGGUGAUCACGUCUCUGUGGACGGAGGGCCCUCAAGAAGUACAGUAUAGCAUCUUGGUCAACGAAGAAGGCGCCGGCCCAUCUAGCGAAGAAGAGAGCGAGAUUUCUGGCAGCCAUGAUGCCUCCGGCCCCUUUGCCAUAACCGCCGGAGGACUCUUGGUUGUGAGGCAUCCUCUAGACCACGAAAGGCACCAUACUCACAGGAUCACAGUUACCAACCACACGUUAACAACUCCUCCGGCUCUGGAUUACAUGACCAUCUCAGUAGUGGUAAUGGAUGUCAACGACUGCGCCCCACGGUUUAGCAGCUCAUGGUACGAAGCCAUAGUAGCAGAGAAUAGCGAAGUAGGCGCAGUUAUUACCAUCCUUACUGCCACUGAUGAUGAUGAUGGAAACAACGGCCAGAUUCAGUACAGUUUAAGUAUCGAGGAAGACACCAUUGUGAAGACGACCUUCCGAAUCGACCCACACUCGGGUUCCAUCACUCUGGCGGCUCCCUUGGACAGGGAGACGAUCUCGAGGUAUUCCUUCACCGUCGUGGCCACCGACGGGGGACCUGAACCCCUCUCCACAACCGCUAAGGUCACCGUCCUGGUGAAGGAUUACAAUGAUAACCCCCCGGUGUUUCCUAGGGACACCUAUCUCACUGCCGUUCCUGAAGACACGGCGACGGGAACGGCCGUCCUUGAACUGAGUGUGGAUGACGCCGACGAAGUUCCUGCCCAGUUAGAUUACUUUGUGACCGGCGGGGACCUGGGAGGACAUUUCUUGGUCCAUGCCUCAGGACAGGUGUAUGUGGCUGCUCCUUUGGACCGAGAGACGCAGGAUGAAUACACCCUCACGGUCACUGCCACUGACGGCAAAUUCACGGCCAAUACCACCGUCAUUGUGACUGUCAUUGACAUCAACGAUAAUGGUCCAGUUUGCAGAGAGCCGCUGUACAAGCGGGAGGUAUCCGAGGGCGUCACGGUGGGCACACACGUCGUGUCCGUCAUGGCAUGGGACGCUGACGAAGGCUCAGCAGCCCGCAGUCGGUACAUUCUGAGUGGCGAUGGUGCCGAAGACUUCACCAUUGACCAACUCAGUGGGCACAUGGCGACGGCCAGGCAGUUGGACCGAGAGACCACAGACCACUACUCUCUGACGGUCCUGGUGGAGGAUUGGGAGCACCCUGAGUGGGAGUGUGAAGUGGAGGUGGAGGUCGAUGUGAGCGACAUCAACGACAACCCACCCUCGUUCCCCUCCGAGUCUGACGAGGCAGCCUCCGCCACGGUGCCCGAGGACGCCCCCGUCAACACAGUGCUCAUGAAGAUGUACGCUUCAGAUCCUGACCUGGGUAUCAGCCGUCGAAUUCGAUAUAGGUUUGUCGAUUCUGCAGAGGGCCACUUCAGUAUCGACGAGACUGAGGGCGUCAUCAGUCUGGCUCGGCCAUUAGACCGCGAGACUAAGGAUUCCUACAGCCUGACUGUGCAGGCUGUAGACAUGGGAGUCCCUCCAUUGUCAUCGACUACCGUUCUCACUGUUACUGUCACGGAUGUUAAUGACAACGCUCCCGAAUUCGUUCGGAAGCUGUUGGAAACGACGGUGGCUGAAAACCUAGACGUUGGCACAGAAGUGUUACGGGUGAUGGCGACUUCGGAAGACAUCGGUGUCAAUGCGGACAUCACCUACUCCAUUCACCACACGACAAAGGAGAAGUACCUGGCCAUACAUCCCAAGACAGGCGUGAUAAGCGUCGGGGCGCCCCUUGAUUACGAACGCGUCCACCAAGUUGUGGCGACUGUAAUCGCUACCGACGGAGGAACGCCACCACUCUCGUCCACGGCGCUCGUCAAUCUCACGCUCACCGAUGUCAACGACAACGCCCCCAUCUUCACCCUCCCCUCCUACACAGCCGCCGUCAGGGAGGACGCACUGCAAGGAGCCAGCGUUAUCCAGAUAUCGGCGAGCGACGUGGACGCCGGCAUCAACAGCCUGGUGCGAUACAGCAUCAGUGACGGCAACGACGAGCACUGCUUCCACAUCGACCAAGACACCGGCAUCAUUACCGUCCUCAAAAAGCUCGAUCGGGAAAAGAUUGGGGAAUACGACCUGCAGGUGAGCGCCCGUGAUCUAGGCAGCCCUCCCAACACAGCCGUGACCCAGGUCAAGAUCACUGUUACCGAUGUCAACGAUAAUCCGCCUAUAUUCACCAAUAGCAAUUAUUCAGUAAUUGUCCAGGAGAAUCGACCUGUGGGGCACCCGAUGCUACGCCUUAUGGCCACCGACGCAGAUGCCGAUCCAAACGGGGCGCCUUUCACGUGGGAGCUCAUCAAGGCUGCUUCAGAGCACCUUGCCUUCACUCUGGAUCAAGAUGGCUCCCUCAAAGUAGCCACAAACAAGCUGAAUCAUCUGGUACAGAGUGAAUACACAUUAUCAGUGCGUGUUUGGGAUAACGGAUCUCCACCCUUGAAUGCCAAUACUAAAGUUAAAAUCGUUGUCGUGGAGGAAUCUCAGUACCCUCCUACCCUCUUCCCACUGCAAGCUUCUAUAACCAGCUACCGCACUGCUUUCCAAGGAGGAAUCAUUGGUCGACUAUCAGCAUUAGACCAAGACCCGUAUGACACUCUGCAGUUCUCAGUAUCGUCCUCCCCUAAAGCGGCCAGCGCCAUGAAAUACUUUGCUGUAGAUGGUCAAGAUGGAACGCUUGUGGCCAUGAGUCCUUUAGAUGAAGGCAUUUACAAGGUUAACGUGAGUGUCUCUGAUGGAAAGUUUGAUCGCAUGGUUGAGGCCUCUGUUCAGGUGUUUGUUAUAUCUGAAGACAUGGUGGAAAACUCAGUGAUAGUGCAGAUUGGUCCUCUCUCGCCAGGCGAGUUUUUAUCCAAGUACCAGAGAAUAUUUGUGAGAGCUGUUGCUGCUGAGCUAUCGGUGGAAGAGGAAGCUAUAUCAAUUCUCAGCCUUCAACCUACUCUAAUGCAUUCUCAGUCAAAGGAGAAAAUUUCUUACAAAUCACAGCGAAAUAAAAGAGGUAUUCAACAGAAUUUAGAUAUAUUGCUGGUAGUGAGUGAAUAUGCACAACAAUUUUUUUCUAGGAAGAAGCUACUAGAAUCAUUACAAGAAAAGCAACAUGAAAUUCAAAAUAAGAUAAAUUUACCGUACCUCUCAAUAAUGGAUACUAUGUGUACAAAGGAAACAGAUUGCAGUGGUCAUGGGCAUUGCGUUGAUGUUGUGGAGAUUACCGAAGAUGUUUCUGUGCCAUACAAUACUCAGAUGUCAAGCUUGUUGUCACCAAAAUUUAUACAGAAAGCCGGGUGCUUAUGUGAUCAAGGUUAUGGUGGUGAUACUUGUGAAGAUUUGGUUAAUGCUUGUGGACACCGCCCUUGUGCUGAGUAUGAAGAGUGUUUGCCAACCGAUGUUAAUACUCUUGGAUAUACAUGCCAGUGUCCCAAAGGAAGGGCAGGGCCCUUGUGUAAAGUAGAUUUAACUAAAUGUAGAAGUCCAUCAUGUCAUUACCCUAUGCGGCCACUAUCUUUCAAAGGUAAGAGCUAUGCUCAGUAUGUUAUAGCAAGACAGACAGAAAGUAGUUCUUUGGUGCUCAGUGUCUUCCUUCGUACAAGGCAUCCAGUGGGUACAAUUGUGUAUGCAGCAGGCGACAUUGAUUAUAGUAUUUUAGAAGUUGCUGGUGGGCACAUACAGUAUCGCUGGGACUGUGGAAGUGGAGAGGGUUUAGUCCGGGUGUCAACUAUCAGGGUUGAUGACAAUGAGUGGCAUUUUAUCAAUCUUACGCGUGAUGGAACAGUUUCAACUCUGAGUGUUGAUGGUGAGGUGAGUUCAGGCGCAGCACCUGGUGUGAAUGAUAUUUUGAAUAUGGAUUCAGACUUUAUGUUCCUUGGUGCCACCAUUAGUAGAGACCAAAGAUCAGGGAUGUCUUCCUAUUCCCACAGUAGUUUAGGAUUUGUUGGCUGCUUGGACCAGAUGACCAUAGAUGGUGCAGAACUGCCCAUUACAAUUUCUGGAACAUCUUCAAGUGGUGCUGUACUCAAACGUCUGGCCAAUGUUGAAUUGCAGUGUCCAGAUAUUUUACCACCAGCAGGUGUUUGUGGCUCGCAACCCUGUCUCAAUGGAGGUACUUGUAUUGAGAGUAACAAGUCUUACAAGUGCAAUUGUCCUCCAAGAUUUACAGGAUCACAAUGUCAAGUAGACACAGCACCAUGCUCUUCCUCCCCAUGCCUUAAUGGUGGCAAGUGUAUUGUAGUAGGUCGUACAUACAAGUGUCAGUGUCCUUCUAAAUUAAGUGGGAAGCGUUGUGAGUAUGGAGUGUAUUGUAAUCCAAACCCAUGUCAAAAUGGAGGUCGCUGUGAAGAAGGGGCAGAUGGACCAAUAUGUAAGUGUCAGCAUUUCACUGGAAAUAUGUGCCAAUUAGAUAUUGAUGAAUGUACGAGGAACCCGUGUCAAAAUGGGGGUACAUGCCUUAAUUUUUAUGGUGGUUUUAAGUGUAUAUGCCAUUCCAAUGUAACAGGUGAAUAUUGUACGGAACCUAAGAAAAAGUCCAGCUCCCCCUCAGCACUCAACAUAUCACUGGAAGAACUUGUUUGCAUCCUGGCUGUGUUUGUGGGAUGUGUGAUUGCAAUGCUUGUGCUUGUAGCAUGGCAGAGACGACGGUGGCACCAAAAGCGACAUCAGCAAAACAACAGGGUCAAGCUUACCGAUCACCACGUCAAGAAUGAUCUCAAAGCAAAUGAUGUGCCGAAGAGAAAUUCCAAAAUCUGCAAUGUGGAAGCUGACCAGGGUCCCCCGCUGCCCCCGCGCCCAGCUUCGUACACUCCCAGUGGCAACGAUUCUGUCAUCCUCAACACUCUCAAGCACUUGGCUGACCUCUCUGCUGCUGGCCACGAGAGCCUCGAGCUUGAGACCCUUUCGAGGUGCUCCCAUGAACUCCUCCACAGCCUCAACAAGCCUGUGGUGAUUCCGCCCAACCUCUCACCGCCUCCGCCCUCCAACAGCGAUUCGGACUCGCUACAUAAGCCUUGGGACCAUCACAACAAUCUUAAUGAUUCAUACUUCAUGCCCAUCAAGGAUGUAAGCUGCGACCUGGUGACAAGCGUGGAUGAGAGUCGCCUUUCGCCCGCCCAGCAGUCCACCUUUUCGGACGGUUCGUCAGUGCGCGGCGGUGUUUGUGGGUCAUCGCCCCCUGCCGUACCCCCCUUGCCCCCGGCUUCCCUUCUGGGUCGUAGUAGGGGCAGGGGAGAUGUGGGGACGCCCUUGGAGGUUAUCGCCAUAGGCCCCGAAGGGACUGCUACUACCGUUCCCUCCCACAACACUCCCACACUUACGUCAGCCGCCGCUGCCGAGGUCCCACACCAGAUAAGGGUCUGUGGGAAAAACGGUCGCUUAGUUCCUUCUUCCUCGGGAUAUCCUCCGACUCAGGCCAAGAGAAAAGAAUACCUGUGGGAUGACUACGACAUGCGUGGUUCCCGCACACUGCUGAGCUACGAAGGUGCAGGGGAGGUGGUGGGCGCUGCAGCCACUCCAGAUCUGCUGCUGCUACCCGGGGGAGACGGCCCCGUCUCAGACGAUGAUUUCACUGAAGGAAAACCUCUCCUGUCAGAUGCAGCUUACGGCGUGAGACCCGUCAGAAAUUUCGGGGAGGCUGCUGCCGCCACUCCAUUGUUGACAGUGGAUGCCCGCGAUGCCGACGAAUACCCGGAUGAUGACGACGACGACGAAGAUGACGACGAUGACGACCCUUGCAGCUUUGAGGAAAUCCUCUUGGCCAACAACAUUACACUUGGGUCCACGCCCGAACUAGACAACACUGCCAUGUAUAAUAUCGUAUCAGACAUAGAUGAUGACUACCUAGAGCCCCUCUCCACCGAGAUCUCCAGUGUGCCUUGCCCUCUCGCCGAAGAGGAGGAGGAAGAUGGGGAGGGGGAUCAACAACGGCUGCCGCUGGAGGAGAAGCAUAACUAUCCUCAUCAGAACCACUACCAGCAGCAACCUCAAGAGAAGGACAUCAGCAGAUUGGGUAGCCCUCGAAGUCGCCGUCCUUUCCACCGCACAGACUAUGGUCGCGUCUCUGACCUCUCCUUCCUCUCGGCUCUGGAGGAGGACGGAGUAGAUGACUCUCUGUCGGAACUCCAAGACUCCGAGUGCGAGCCCUUCGUCGAUGAGAAAGAGACCAACCAGCCUUCAGCUACUCUCAUACAGACUUCCUUGUCAGAAGUGUAUCUAUAAGCAAAAGAAAAACAAAUGAAUAGGUUACGUCAGUAGGUUUUUAAAUAAGAGACAAUACUUGUUUGAAGAGUGUGUGUGCGUGUGCUGUAGGACAUAUGGCAAGACUGAUGAGAGUUUUUUGUACCGUUUUCGUACAGCUUUCUGGGAUGAACUGAAAAGAGUGGUGAAGACUGAGUUGCCAAGCCUUUUCUUCAGGGAUUUUAAGAAGUGACUUGCGAUUGCUUUUGACUCUAGAAGGUGACUGAAAUAUUGGCGCUUGUGUUAUUAAGUUCAUGAAAAUGUACAUUUUCCUAUACACGAACAGUCAAAGGGGAAAAUCAUGAAAUAAGCCUCUUAUGGGUUUUUUUUCGGGAAAGUGGUUGUUGUGGAAGCUUCUUUUCGUUGCCUUUGUCUUCACAUGACGAAAAAAUUCGUGGUUUACUUUUAUUCAAUUCAUGGAUCAAAAAACCCCUUGAAAAUGUUGCUUUACCGAAUCCAAAAGGUGGCGUCUCAAUCAGUAGUGAUUUUUCGUUUAGGUGAAUCUCUUUUUCAUCCUUGUUCAGUGUUUGGCAGCAUCAUUUUAAUCAUAAGUCAUUAUUGUUCUCAUUGUGAUGAAACAUGUUCGGUGUUUUUUCUGGCUAAUAUCAUCAUAAUGUCAUCAUAAUGAAUUUUUUGCUGUUUUUGCUAAACUUAUCCCUGGGAUAGAAAUCUGAACUGCAUAGUCAAUAUGCCAUCAUUAGCUAGAUCGAGAAAUUACAUAAUGAAGCAUUAUUUUUCUUGUAUGUCAAAUGUGUCUUGCAUUUAUUUGUGUCAAGAGCUUCGUGCAUUUAUAUCCUCUCCCCACCCAGAUGACUAUUUAUGAAAGCUUCUGAUUUCUAUUUUUAAGAGAACAUGUACUGUCAAUUAGAAAAAUAAGCAAGAAGGGUUUUUAGUACAGACGGGCCAUAAAUGAAGUCUGUCACUGAACUCAAGUCUGUCUGCGAGGGUGCUCUCCCCUAUUAUAUAUAUAUAUAUAUAUAUAUAUAAUAUAUAUAUAUAUAUAUAUAUAUAUAUAUAUAUGACGAUAAUUCACUGAAUUUCCUCUGAACUAGUCACUAAAUGAUACAGUGUAGGAAAAAGUGCCUAUAAAUCUAAUCUUAAAGAAAAUUUUUAUUUAUGAGCUUAUUUCAUAUUAAGAAUAUUUUUAAAUAAGAAAGGAUAUAAGCUCUUAGUCAUAUUAUUUAGGUAUUUCAGCAAUGACGUAACUGAUCUAUAUUUGGAUAGACACCAUCGAUCAAUCUUUUGAAAGUAUUAGUGUCGGUUAGGUUGACGAAUUGGCUGUGGUUUCUACAUUUGACUAACCAUUUUCUCUAACUAAUGAUUUGGAUACAUGAUACGCACACGUGAGGAUGUAUUCAUAUAAAUAUAUGUAGUACAUAUGAACUGUAUGAUAUAUUUAUAUACACUUACACAAAUUCAUGAAACAAAGCUACAGGUGUUAUGUAUUUCUAAGUACAAGGGACGAAUAGUAGAACAUUUCAUUGUCGUAGAUGUUGGUUCGGAACCUACCGUGUUUUUCUUAUAUGUUUUGUUUCGAAGUAAUGUAUUUAAUUCAGAAAUGCACUGUUUAUACCCGUGUAUUUUAUUAUAUUGUAUAUAUAAAAUAGAUCUUUUCUUAUUGUAAUGAAUUUGUUUUUUAUAUUCCCAUAUGCGCUGACAGUGGGACCGAAGAUAAUCCUGGACUUAUGAAUGAAUAAAACAAGAAUAUUUGUGA